Molecule: messenger RNA, 495 nt
Organism: Malurus melanocephalus (red-backed fairy wren)
Lineage: Eukaryota; Metazoa; Chordata; Aves; Passeriformes; Maluridae
Product: H-2 class II histocompatibility antigen, A-U alpha chain-like
Exons: 4
Biological process (GO): positive regulation of T cell activation; peptide antigen assembly with MHC class II protein complex; antigen processing and presentation of exogenous peptide antigen via MHC class II
Cellular component (GO): MHC class II protein complex
Molecular function (GO): MHC class II protein complex binding
Source: RefSeq, a predicted model, not a curated record
GGGGCGCUGCAGAACCUGGCCAUCGACAAACAGAACCUCGACAGCUCCAUGGCCGCCAACAACAACUCCCGCACCCCCAUCGUUUCCCCCGAGACGGUGGUGUUCCCGAAGCGCCCGGCCGAGCGCGAUGACCCCAACAUCCUGAUCUGCCUCGUGCACAAAUUUGGGGUUCUGGAGACCCCGUUCUACCCCGGCCCCGAUAACACUUUCCGGAAAUUCUCCUACCUGCCCUUCAUCCCCGAGGACGGCGAUUAUUUCGACUGCCAGGUGCAGCACGAGGGGAUGGAGAAACCCGUCAAGACGCAUUGGGAACCGCAGCUGCCGGCGCCGGUGUCCGAGGUGGCCGAGACGGUGAUUUGUGCCCUGGGCUUGGCCGUGGGCAUCGCGGGCAUCGCCGCCGGCACCGUCCUCAUCCUCCGCGGGAUGAAGCUCGGCCGCGCCCGCGCAGCGCCCGGGGUGCUCUGAGAAACCCCAAAAUUCCAGGAAAUUACCCCA